Messenger RNA from Clunio marinus, 5825 nucleotides. NCBI's taxonomy places the organism in Eukaryota, Metazoa, Arthropoda, Insecta, Diptera, Chironomidae. The record is from the annotation of a GenBank genome assembly.
CCGACUUUCGUUGGAAGAGUAUAAAUCUCCACUCCGCGUCAUGUUCACAUAUUUUUUUCUUUUCGGGUAGUGUCAGAGUUAAAAGAAAAAAAUUAUGAUGAAAAUUUACGUCCUCGAAAGUUUUCAUAUUCAUCAUGUACGCCUCAAGUAAUUGAUAUGAGUGAAAAUUUUAAAAGUUGGAAAUGAUUUCUUAAACUGCUUGAGUGGGAAGAGCUUUGAAAAUAUAAAAGUGAAAUUCCAUUGUGCAGUGUUAAAAUUGGCACAAGAAGGGAAAAAGCUAUAGAAAAAAGCAAGCAAACAAAAUAAAUGUGUGCCAAACGUAGAUUAAAGAAAGUAUCCUAAGUGAAAAUUCAUCUAAGCAAAAAAUGAAUAUGAUAAAAAUUUUAAGUGAGCCCAUUUUAAUGUAUGGAUACUAAUAAAUAACAACACCAAAACAUCCCUAAAAUGGAUUUACAAGCAACAAUUGAAUUCGCUCUUGAGCUGUACAAAUUUUACAAUGUAGAUUUAUUCCAGAGAGGAAUAUAUCAAGUACGAUGCUCACUAAAAGUUUCACCUGGAAAGCUACCUAUUCAAAUAGAAACAUGCAUACCCGAUCAAAGUUCCAAUAAUCAAUCGAAUGGACCUUGUGUUAUAAAUGGUGCUGGAGCUUCAAAAAUUUUCCAGAUAAUGUAUCGCAAUGAAGAAAUAUCACUUCGAGAUAUUGUCAUGUUUCGUGCACAUCUUUUAGUUGACAGCCGUCAUUUAAAGGAAUGCAUUGAACGUGCAGAAUUUUCACUGAACUUAGAAUUAUGGUUUAGUGAGCAACAACAAACUCAGAAUCUACAGCCUGAUACUACGACAAGCGAUUCAAGUGCAAAUUUUAGUGACACCAAUCUUGUUCUUGCUUCAACACGAACAUUACAAUUAAAUUUUCAUCCAGGCCGAGGAUUGCAUUAUCAUCUUCCAGUUCUGUUUGACUACUUUCAUUUAGCUGCUGUCAGUAUAGGAAUUCAUGCGAGUCUCAUUGCUAUGCAUCAACCCUACAUAAAUGCACCAAAGAGUGGAAAGCCAUGGAAAAGUAGUGGAACGUUAAAUUGUCGCGGCGCAACUCCUCUUGGUCCUAUGGAAGCAGUUUUUUUCGGUCCACACGUCAGUGGAACAGCAAAAUGUGGUGGUGGUUCAAGCUCUCGGCUUGCCCACGCUCGACAAAUUCAUCGCGAAAUUUGUGCCUUGUUGUUAGGUGCUUUAGAGUCAUUAAAAUUAAACUUAGUGGAGUUCUGCACUGUUUUACCGAGUCAAUGGGCAACACUCACGGGAUCCACACAACCAGUAUCUUCAAUUGAGACAAAUCAAAGACUAGAAAAGAUUAUUGAAACAGCUAAAGCUUUAGAUAAUGAAGAUGACUUCGCUUCAAAAGCAAAUUCUGAUGUUGCCCAACUUUGCGCAGAAUGCAUUCUUUACUGGAGACGUACAUUGUCAACUGCUAAUCAAAUAUCAGUGCAUACAUUACUUGCAAAAAAACAUCACACUUUACGUGUGAGACGUUUCGCCGAAGGGUUUUUUGUCAGUGAUAAUCCUCGUCAUCUGGCAACUGGCAGUUUAGAUUCCAAUUACCAACAUUAUGGAAAUAUAUGUGAAUUAGCUCGACGCUCUAAAUAUUUGAGUUCGUUGCCUCCACUUCCUGUUCAUUGUGUUCCACUGGAUGGUGACUCAACUUCCCUACCAUUAAUCUUUGAGGACCGAUAUCAAGAUAAUGCUGAUGGAUACCACAGAAAAAGUUGCAGCGACUCUCAUAUGACAAGUGGAAUUUGUGCGAAAAACAAGUCCACAUACAACAACAACAUCAUCAACAAUGGUACGAAAACUAAAGAGUGUUCAUGUGGAAUUAACAACAAUUAUGUGUUGGAGCCAUUACCAAAGUUAAGUGCUGCUAAUAUGAUUGGGGUGAUGACACCUCGUUUCGCACUAGGCGGGGAUAUUCUUCAAGCAAGUCUAACAAUCAUUCCAGCAGCAGCACAAAAUGGCUUACGGGGUAAAACUUUAUCAAGACAUUCAGUCUCAAAUGUUUUAGAGACGGAAACCCAGUGGGAGGGAUUUAGAGAGAUUUAUAUUCCUGGUAAUGGUGGGACACUUCCAACAAGACAUAGCAAAUCACUCGAUCAACUCGAGACACCACAAAAUGUUAUUAACAAUUCAUUGCCGCGUCAAAACACAAUGACUCAACAACAGAUUAGCUUAAUUGCAAAGCCCCAAGCACCAAUGAUGACAUAUUUUCAGCAAACCCAUCAAAAUUCAAGGAAAAAUGCUACAGCUGCAGAUUUGCUGAAGAACAUCAAUGAAUUUAAAGAAAAAUAUAAAAAUCCUAGUGGCGGCGAUUCGGCAAAAACUUUAGCACAGCUUACAAAUGAUGUUCAUCCAAAUAAGUUGACAAAUGGCCCUAUAAGUCAGCAAAAUCAAGGGCAAUCAACAAUUUUUCUAAAACAGAUUCAUCUAAACUCUAAUGCAAACGUGUUGACGUUGAAUCGUGUCACACAAAGUUCAAACAAUCCCAAAACCGAUUACGUGCAUGAAUUGAAGCAGAACAAUAGCUCAAACAUGACUGGAGACGAUCAAACCUCAUGCUAUUACAAUUCUUUACCAAAACAUGCUGGAAUGGGAAUUCCACAGAGAAAUUCUCUUCUACCUAUUCGUGGAAAGAAGAGCGGAAAAGGUUCAAAUUUUCGGUCUAAAUCGCCAUCUUCUAAAGCAAAAAACAAUGUGAAUUCAAAUACAAUUCCCAGAAGUAAUUCAUCACAAACAUUGCGUCUACAAAAUGGCAACGCUGCUAGCCAAAAACUGUCAGAAUAUUCAAAAAGCAAAAAGAUGAUAAAUUCAAAUGGGAAAUAUUUUAAUGGAACUGAUUCGAGUAGCACGGAUCAAAGUACAACAAUUACACCGAAACGAAGGAGCAAAAGGCUGUUAUCUAGUCGAAGUGUCCCCUUUAAAUUAGAGCUACUUGAAAUGGAAACUAAUGGGCCUCCAGGGUUCAGUGAGAGUCUCCCAAAUCUUGCUCCACCUCCCCCAGCUUUUUCAAAUUCCCCUCCCCUUUCAAUGAAAUCAAGAAACAGAACUAGUAGUGGAGAAUCUACAUCUUCAUUAAGUGAACAAAGUGGUUGGGUUUCAAGUCAUCGUAGCAGUUUGCCGUCCUCACCAGAAACAUUAAAAAACGAGCAGAGAACAUUUAAUGGCGCACAGUUAAGAAAAAAAUUAUUAAAGCUUCUACAAGAACAACCGCAGCGUAAAGGUUCUGUUGACAAAAAAAGAUCAAAUUCAGGACGUUCAAAUGACUUUUCCCAGCAUAAAAGAUACAGCAGCGGAAAUGUUAUAGAGCGUAACAAAUCUCUAACAUUUAAUGGAAAAUCAUCUACAGCAUGGGAGACUUUACAUAGUGAGUGGGUUGAAAUUCCACCCAUUGCUGGCUCGCCUGAAGAAAAAUAUAAACAAAAAGGAGAAAAGGAAAAAGAUGAAGAUAAAACAAUAUUGAAUUCGAGAUCAAAACAAAAGCAAAGAAAAUCUUCUGAAAAAUCAAAAUCUGACUUCGACCUCACGAGCUUACCAAUGGAUCAGCCAUUUGAAGAUUUACGUCUUCCACCCCCGCAACAGUUUCGUGACAUUGCGCCACUUCCACCAGAUGAAUUCCGUGAUCCGCCAUCAAUUAAUGAAGAAUUAUCUUUAAAAAACGAAAAAAAGUUAUCUCCAAUCAUAGGAAAACAAUUGAAGCAGCAUCCGCCACUUAUUCAACAACAGUCGAAUCCAAUUCAAAAGCAAACUAUUUUAAUGGCACCACAAAUGAUUGAAGCAAUUGAUAAUCCACUUUAUCACAUUUAUGAAAUUAAACGACAGCCAGGUCAACCACGGCCAUUUGUCAAGUCCCAGAGUAAUAAUGAAUUGAUGGGUAUGGUAAGAGCUGCAUCGGUGAACGAUAAAUUGAUAAACCAAUCACAUCGUAAUCACUUGAAAAACCUUUCAAAGCCAAGUUCUCCAGGACAAAACUCAGAUCGUUCUGAUAGUGAAACAAAACGUGAAGCGCCAAUGAUGCUUAUGGAAUUUGAGAAAUGUCGAGAAGAGUUUCGCAAACAGAUAAAUUAUUCUGGUUCAAUAUAUUCCGACUUUACCAAACUCGCUUCGGAAAUGCCAUACUUUCAUAUCAGUGACGAAUACCGAACAUUCUCUCCAAGUGGUGUUCACCUUAUUAUCUGUGUUCAUGGGCUUGACGGAAAUUCAGCUGACUUACGACUAGUCCGAACAUACUUGGAGCUUGGAUUACCAGGAGCCCAUUUGGAAUUUCUCAUGUCAGAACGUAAUCAAGGAGACACAUUUUCAGAUUUUGACACAAUGACUGAUCGAUUAGUCGGCGAGAUACUUUAUCAUAUUGAAUCCUUUGGCAUGAAUCCAACAAGGAUAUCAUUUGUAGCACAUUCGUUAGGGACUAUUAUUGUUCGAUCUGCUUUGUCACGUCCACAAAUGAGACCACUGCUGUCACGAUUACACACAUUUCUUUCGUUAUCAGGACCUCAUUUGGGAACACUUUAUAACUCGAGUGGUUUGGUGAAUAUGGGAAUGUGGUUUAUGCAAAAGUGGAAAAAGAGCGGAUCAUUACUUCAACUUUGUAUGCGUGACACAGCUGACAUGAGGCAAAGUUUUCUUUAUCGUUUAAGUCAACGAAGCACGCUACAUCAUUUCAAAAAUGUUCUUCUCUGUGGUUCAUCUCAAGACAGAUACGUUCCACCACAUUCAGCACGUUUAGAGUUGUGCAAAGCAGCCAUUAGAGACCAAUCUAAUUUAGGCAUCGUUUACAGGGAAAUGGUUCACAAUAUAAUUGCGCCAAUGAUUUCAAAGCCUGAAUUAACUCUGGCUCGCUAUGACGUUCAUCAUGCAUUGCCAAAUACUGCAAAUACUCUUAUAGGUCGAGCGGCUCAUAUUGCUGUUUUAGACUCAGAAUUGUUUAUAGAAAAGUUUUUAUUAGUUUGUGGCUUAAAGUUCUUCAGCUAGCUGAAUAAACUGAAAUUUAUGAGAUGAAUUUUGGCAACAGCUAAUUGCGAAUAAUGGAAAUGUUAAAAAUAAAAAACAAAAUCUAUAUUUUAAGAAAUGAUAUCUUAUAAUGGAAAGUUAAAUUUUUGAAGCUGUAUUCUCAUCGUCUUUUUAGAAUUUUUUUCUCUUGAAAUUUAAUAGAUUGAAUUUAGGAAAUUAGCAAGCUGUGUUUGAAAGAAUUUCGUAAUUUUCAAGUCACCUCUUACUUAAAGUUUCAUUCGUAAAAAAUUGUCAAAUAUCUAAUUAAGGAACAUUUUUUAAUGAAGAGAAAAAAUGGAAACUUUCAAAAACGAUUACAAAAGACUUAAUUAAAUUAGUUUUUUGUAUCAUGAUAGAUGAUUUUUUAAAACGAAAACCAUAGUUUUAAGUAAAAUAUUUUAUGGGAUUAAGAAAAUCAAAAUAUAUUCUUUAAUUAAAUAUUACGAUUUUAGAAUUUCAAUUUUUCAAAAUGAAACGACACCAAAUCAAAAAUUAAUAAAAACAACUGAAUUAGGGCUAAAUCAAAAUUUAAAUCUUUUCUUUAAGUAGGUUACUUAAGCAGAAUUUCACUUCUGUACUUAAUUUCUUAUCUCAUCUUUUAAAAAACGAGCGUUUUAAAAUAAACUUUUGUAAAAUGGCAAUUAAAUAAAUAAACAUCUUUAACUUUAGUUGUUUAAUGGUGACUUCAGAGUAAUAUAAAGCAGUAGCCAAAUAUUUUGUCCAAGGAAAUGAAUAUAUUAUAUUUGUAGCAAAUCUUUAAAAAUGUCUCAUGAAACGAGCAAUAAAUGAGAAGAAUC